CUGCAGAACUGCAGGAGACAAUCUUUCUAGACAAGGCAGUUGAGGAGGAGGGAGCGAGUGGCGGGGGGGCUGGCCUGACGUGCACUCCGCGCCUCGGGAACGUUACUGCGCGUGGAACGGCUGUUUUGGGAAGACUAUUGCCUAGAAGAAAAGAUGUUUGGUUUUCACAAGCCAAAGAUGUACCGAAGUAUAGAAGGCUGCUGUAUUUGCAGAGCUAAGUCCUCCAGUUCUCGAUUCACGGACAGUAAGCGCUAUGAGAAGGAUUUCCAGAGCUGUUUUGGGUUGCAUGAGACACGUUCAGGAGACAUCUGUAAUGCCUGUGUCCUGCUUGUGAAAAGAUGGAAGAAAUUGCCGGCAGGAUCCAAAAAAAACUGGAAUCAUGUGGUAGAUGCAAGGGCAGGACCCAGCCUGAAGACUACACUGAAACCAAAGAAAGUGAAAACUCUAUCUGGAAACAGGAUAAAAAGCAACCAGAUCAGCAAACUACAGAAGGAAUUUAAACGUCAUAAUUCUGAUGCUCACAGUACCACCUCAAGUGCCUCCCCAGCUCAGUCUCCUUGUUACAGUAACCAGUCAGAUGAUGGCUCAGAUACAGAGGUGGCUUCGGGCUCCAGCAGAACGCCAGUUUUUUCCUUUUUAGAUCUCACGUACUGGAAAAGACAGAAAAUAUGUUGUGGGAUUAUCUAUAAAGGCCGCUUUGGGGAAGUCCUCAUUGACACGCACCUCUUCAAGCCUUGCUGCAGCAACAAGAAGGCGGCUGCGGAGAAGCCGGAGGAGCCCGGCCCAGAGCCUCUGCCCAUCUCCACCCAGGAGUGGUGACUGAGGUGUAUGUAGAAGGGGAACA
Molecule: messenger RNA, 844 nt
Organism: Myotis lucifugus (little brown bat)
Lineage: Eukaryota; Metazoa; Chordata; Mammalia; Chiroptera; Vespertilionidae
Gene: SINHCAF
Product: SIN3-HDAC complex associated factor
Exons: 6
Coding region: 154-819 (221 amino acids)
Biological process (GO): negative regulation of cell migration
Source: RefSeq, a predicted model, not a curated record